Propithecus coquereli (Coquerel's sifaka) is the source of this 1586-nucleotide messenger RNA. It is a transcript of the gene UCP2, whose product is annotated as uncoupling protein 2 (mitochondrial, proton carrier). The transcript has 8 exons. The record is from RefSeq and is a predicted model, not a curated record. Gene Ontology annotation, cellular component: mitochondrial membrane. Gene Ontology annotation, biological process: adaptive thermogenesis; mitochondrial transmembrane transport; mitochondrial transport. Lineage: Eukaryota; Metazoa; Chordata; Mammalia; Primates; Indriidae. The coding region runs from base 360 to 1289 and encodes 309 amino acids. Gene Ontology annotation, molecular function: oxidative phosphorylation uncoupler activity.
CCGCGGGCGCCUUCGGAUCGAUUACUGUCCACGCUCCCUCCACGCGCCCUCCGCCCGCCGCCACUCAGAGCCGCGCGCACUCUCCUGUUCUCCCUGCGGUCCGGACACAUAGUAUGACCAUUAGGUGUUUCGUCUCCCAGCCAUUUUCUAUGGAAAACCAAGGGAAUCGGGCCAUGAUAGCCACUGGCAGCUUUGAAGAAUGGGACGCCUUUAGAGAAGCUUGAUCUUGCAGGCCUCGGCGUGAGACCUUACAAAGCCGGACUCCGGCAGAGUUCCUCUAUCUCGUCUUGUUGCUGAUUGAGGGUGCCCAUUUCUCCAACUUUUCUCCAUCUCCUGGGAGGUAGCAGGAAAUCAGCAUCAUGGUUGGGUUCAAGGCUACAGAUGUACCCCCUACUGCCACUGUCAAGUUCCUAGGGGCUGGCACAGCCGCCUGCAUUGCAGAUCUCAUCACCUUUCCCCUGGAUACUGCUAAAGUCCGGCUGCAGAUCCAAGGAGAAAGUCAGGGGCCAGUGCGCACUGCGGCCGGUGCCCAGUACCGUGGUGUGUUGGGCACCAUCCUCACCAUGGUGCGCACUGAGGGGCCCCGCAGCCUCUAUAAUGGGCUGGUUGCUGGCCUGCAGCGCCAGAUGAGCUUUGCCUCUGUCCGCAUCGGCCUCUAUGACUCUGUCAAGCAGUUCUACACCAAGGGCUCUGAGCAUGCCAGCAUUUGGAGCCGCCUCCUAGCAGGCAGCACCACGGGUGCCCUAGCUGUGGCUGUGGCUCAGCCCACGGAUGUGGUAAAGGUCCGGUUCCAAGCCCAGGCCCGGGCUGGAGGUGGUCGGAGAUACCAAAGCACUGUCAAUGCCUACAAGACCAUCGCCCGAGAGGAAGGGUUCUGGGGACUCUGGAAAGGGACCUCUCCCAAUGUUGCUCGUAAUGCCAUUGUGAAUUGUGCUGAGCUGGUGACCUAUGAUCUCAUCAAGGACGCUCUCCUGAAGGCCAACCUUAUGACAGAUGACCUCCCUUGCCACUUCACUUCCGCCUUUGGGGCGGGCUUCUGCACCACUGUCAUCGCCUCCCCUGUCGACGUGGUCAAGACGAGAUACAUGAACUCUGCCCUAGGCCAGUACACCAGCGCAGGCCACUGUGCCCUUACCAUGCUUCAGAAGGAGGGGCCCCGAGCCUUCUACAAAGGGUUCAUGCCCUCCUUUCUCCGCUUGGGUUCCUGGAACGUGGUGAUGUUUGUCACCUAUGAGCAGCUGAAACGAGCCCUCACAGCUGCCUGCGCUUCCCAGGAGGCUCCCUUUUGAGCCUCUGCCGCUGCUGACCUGAUCACCUCUGGCUUUGGCUCCAGCUCCAGCCAGGCCCUGCUUCCCUUUUCCUCCUUCCAUCUUUCCCUUCCCUCUUUCUCCACCUCUUCCCUUCACUCCUUUUCCUACUACCUCCCUUUCCUCUCACCACAUUCUCACCUCCUCCCUACCUCAUCUCCCCAUUGUCUCAGUGCUGGUGGAGCUGACCCCAUUUGAUAGCAUGGAAGGAUCCUAAAACCUCAGUCCCUUAAAAAAAUUCAGCCCUAAUAUUUGUCCUGCCCCCCAGCCCAGCCUGCA